AUGAAAACUUAAAUAAUAAUCCACUCAAAUUUUAAUAAGAUGAUUUAACAUCUCAAUUUAUAAUAAACAGUGCAUCUGUAAUUUUUAUUUGGUUAGUUUAAUUCUGAUAUACAUUGCUUCAAAAAAGAUUACAAAUUAUUUACAUCAAAUUGA
This is a messenger RNA of Paramecium primaurelia, 153 nucleotides long. Lineage: Eukaryota; Ciliophora; Oligohymenophorea; Peniculida; Parameciidae. The record is from the annotation of a GenBank genome assembly.